Pleuronectes platessa (European plaice) is the source of this 5592-nucleotide messenger RNA. RefSeq names its product host cell factor C1b (gene hcfc1b). Gene Ontology annotation, biological process: chromatin remodeling; regulation of DNA-templated transcription. Gene Ontology annotation, cellular component: histone methyltransferase complex. The transcript has 29 exons. Gene Ontology annotation, molecular function: transcription coactivator activity; protein binding. The coding region runs from base 555 to 5162 and encodes 1535 amino acids. The record is from RefSeq and is a predicted model, not a curated record. NCBI's taxonomy places the organism in Eukaryota, Metazoa, Chordata, Actinopteri, Pleuronectiformes, Pleuronectidae.
CCGCUAGGCGCUCUGUGUUUUAUUUGGUAGCCGUUAGCAGCAUGAUGGCGGCUCCCGUCCCGGCAAACAGCUCCUGUCCUCAGCUCGUUUAACAGCAGAGCUCCGUCUCCCCGGCGCACGGAGCCGCGGCCCCGGUUAUCUCCCGACACUGCGUCCGUGUUCGUUCAGGUUCUUAUUCGCCACAGCGGCUACCGGCGGCAUUCUGACGAUUCUGCACAGCGUUGACCGGGUAAAAUGGCGGCCUGUCUGCUGCAGUCUGCGGGCUAGCUUGCUAGGAGCACCGCGCUCCGUCUCGAAGCCACCGAUUGGAUUAGCAACGGAGGGUUCGUUCUUCAACCUGGGUCUGCACCGGACACUGGUUCUUCAGGGUCGGAUUCACGUUACCCUCACCGGGAAAGGCGCUCAUCACUGCCCGCAGUUAGCCACUGGGCUAGUUAGCGGGGUAAUGCUAACCCCGCGCUGUUAGCGAGCGGACACUAUUAAAAGACUUGUGAAUACAAUUGACGAAUUGUUUCCGUCACCAAGAAGCGUGAGUACCGAGCCCUGAUAGCGUCAUGGCAUCCAACCCAGCGGUGCUACAGCCCCGCUGGAAGCGCGUCGCGGGCUGGACCGGCCCGGUACCGCGGCCCCGGCACGGACACCGAGCUGUGGCCAUCAAGGAGCUGAUGGUUGUGUUCGGCGGAGGGAACGAGGGGAUCGUGGACGAGCUGCACGUCUACAACACAGCCACCAACCAGUGGUUCAUCCCGUCGGUCUGUGGAGAUGUCCCCCCUGGCUGUGCCGCCUAUGGCUUUGUGUGUGACGGGACGAGGCUGUUGGUGUUUGGCGGGAUGGUGGAAUACGGGAAAUACAGCAGCGACCUGUACGAGCUGCAGGCGAGUCGCUGGGAGUGGAAACGUCUCAAGGCCAAGGCUCCAAAGAACGGCCCGCCCCCCUGCCCUCGCCUCGGACACAGCUUCUCUUUGAUUGGGAGCCGCUGUUACCUUUUCGGAGGCCUGGCCAAUGACAGCGAGGAUCCCAAGAACAACAUCCCCCGGUAUCUGAACGACCUGUACUGUCUGGAGCUGCGCCCAGGGUCCAGCGUGGUCGGCUGGGAGGUCCCACUGACCUCAGGUCCGCCACCGCCGCCCAGAGAGAGUCACACGGCGGUGGUGACGAGCGGCCGCGGAGAAAACAGACUGAUCAUCUAUGGAGGGAUGAGCGGCUGUAGACUGGGCGACCUGUGGGUCCUUGACAUAGACACUCUGACCUGGACCAAACCAGGCCUCAGUGGGACCGCCCCCGUCCCUCGCAGCCUCCACUCGGCCACUGCCAUCAACAACAAGAUGUAUGUAUUUGGAGGUUGGGUUCCUCUGGUGAUGGAUGAUGUCCAAGAGGCGACUCAUGAGAAGGAGUGGAAGUGCACCAACACACUGGCCUGCCUCAACCUGGACAACAUGUGUUGGGACACAGUCCUGAUGGAUGUUCUGGAGGAGUCUGUCCCCAGAGCUCGAGCAGGUCAUUGUAGCGUCUCCAUCAACUCCAGACUCUACGUCUGGAGCGGCAGAGACGGAUACAGGAAGGCCUGGAACAAUCAGGUGUGCUGCAAGGACCUGUGGUACCUGGAGACAGAGCGUCCCUGUCCUCCCUCUCGGGUGCAGCUGGUCCGGGCCAACACGUCGUCUCUGGAGGUGAGUUGGGGUCCGUCUCAGACAGCGGACAUGUACCUGCUGCAGCUGCAGAAGUACGACAUUCCCGCCACACCUGCAUCCAGCCCCGCCCCCAACCCCGUGCCCACGGCCACACCUGCAGUCAGCUCCCCCAAGAGCCCCGCCCCCGCUGCAGUGGCAUCGACCAACCAGUCCGUCACGCUGGUCCCCUCCCAAAUCCUCUCCAUUCCUGGAAGCCCAUUGGCUGCUGCUGCGAAAGCACCAGCUGUCCUGAAGGUGGCAGCAGCUCCAGGUUCAGUGGGUGGAGCCUCCAUUGUCACAGUGAGACAGGCUACACCUAAAUCCCCAGCUGCCGUGACAACGCUUCCUGCAGGCGUCCGCAUGGUGGUACCUUCUCCAUCCGGACAGGCGAUGCCAAUAGGCAGCAGUCCUCAGAUGAGUGGCAUGGCGGCGUUGGCAGCGGCGGCUGCAUCGACUCAGAAGAUCCCCCCCUCGUCCGCGGCGGGGGGGCUGAAUGUCCCGGCUGGAGCCACGAUCGUGAAGACGGUGACCGGGAGUCCGGGACCCAGCAGCCUGCCAAUCAAAGUGGCCUCUCCUGUUACCAUGGUGACCAGCUCGGCCACUCGGAUGUUAAAGACCGCUGCCGCUCAGGUGGGCGGGGCCUCAGGUGUCUCAACUCCUGGCACCCCGAGCCGACCGGUCAUCACAGUCCAUAAGUCCGGGACAGUGACUGUCUCCCAACAAGCUCAGGUGGUCACCACAGUGGUGGGCGGAGUCACAAAGACCUUCACUCUCGUGAACAGUCCACUCGGUGUGGGAGGAGGCGGGGCUCUGAUCAACAACCUGGGAAAAGUGUUGUCAGUGGUUCAGACCAAACCAGGAGCUGUUACUGGUCAGGCUGGGAGCAGCUCCAUCGCUCAGAUGAUCCAGAAGGGCGCUCUCCCGGCAGGAACCAUCUUGAAGCUGGUGACGUCUGCAGACGGUAAGCAGAAGACCAUCCUCAGCACCGUGCAGGCAGGAUCCACGGCCUCCAAGCCCAGCGUCCUCGGUGUCUCCCCGACAGCCGGCAAACCUGGAACCACCUUCAUCAAAACCAUCCCAGUGUCGGCGCUGCACGGCGCUGCAGGUGGAAACAGUCCAUUCACCAUCCUCACCACUAAAGGGGUAUCGCCAGGAACUAUGGGUAAAAUCAUCACCACAGUCCCCAAGAUCACUGCAGGAGGUCAACAGGGGGUCACACAGGUGGUGUUAAAGGGAGCUCCAGGUGUACCUGGUACCAUCCUCAGGACUGUUCCCAUGAGCGGAGUCAGACUGGUCUCACCUGGAUCCAAACCUAGUGUUGCCACUCUGGUGGUCAAGUCAACCACAGCAGGUGUGUCCACUCUGGGGACAGUAACAGGAAGUGUCUCCACCACGCUGGCAGGUGGAGCCAUUGGUUCUGCCAACGCCUCCCUGGCGACGCCCAUCACCACCCUGACGACCAUUGCUGCACUUGCCAGCCAGGUUACCAAGGCAACCGCUGCAGCGGUACCCACACAGGUGACUCUGAUCACAACUCCGAGCGGAGCUGAAGCUCAGCCACUGGUCCAGGAUCUGCCCGUCUCCAUCAUGGCAUCUCCUACAUCAGAAGAACCCGGAAGUGGUACAAGUACUACGACGGUAGAAGAGACUACAGACACUGAGACAGCAGUGAUGUCCAUCUGCUCCAACCCGCCGUGUGAGACCCACGAGACGGGGACGACCAACACCUCCACUGUCGCAACAGCAACCAUGGGGGGGGGGGACAGAGUGUGCUCCAACCCGCCGUGUGAGACCCACGAGACGGGGACGACCAACACCUCCACUGUCGCAACAGCAACCAUGGGGGGGGGGGACAGAGUGUGCUCCAACCCGCCGUGUGAGACCCACGAGACCGGGACGACCAACACCUCCACUGUCGCCUCCUCCAACAUGAGCCAGGCACUACAGGUUUGUUCAAAUCCUCCGUGUGAGACUCACGAGACCGGAACCACCAACACAUCGACCACAGCAACAGCUCAACAGGGCGGAGACGUUCUUCAGGUGGACACCACGGACCCCACCAGCUCUUCUGACCCCCCCUCCUCCACAGCCAAUCGCAACAGAGCUGUUACCAUGGUUACACAGGCAACGCCCACUCCCGGACCAUCCAUACCUAUGAUCUCCUCUUUGGUCAAAGAAGACAGAGUUGAGUCCUCAGAGACAGAGGCUGUCGCCAUGGUUACAGGGGAGGAGCCUGAGCCGACAGACAGCCAAUCAGAGGCUGUAAGUUUACAGGUUCACAUGGAGGUCAGCAAGACAGCUGCACAGGUGGCGACCACAGACCUUCCUCAGGAGCUGAUGUCAUCAGAAGGGGACGUAGGUGAGGUGGUCCCUGGGACCACUACCAUGAUGUUGACAACAAGACUGACCCCAGAUCAGCUGACUGCUCAGCAGGCAACAAUACAGGCAGUACUGCAGGCAGCUGGACACAUAGGUGGAGCAGCGAACUCUGUGGAUCAAUCUGUCCCGAUCAUUUUGACUCAGCAGGAACUGGCAGCUCUGGUUCAACAACAGCAGCAGCUACAGGACGCCCACGCCCACACCGAGCCGCCGCCCAGCAGCCUGCCCACAGAGGGCCUUGCUCCAGCAGACAGCCUCAAUGACCCGGCAGCAGAGCUGACCUCAUCGGCAGUGACCAGCGCUGUCGCCAGAUUAGCCAGCACGUUCAGCCCCGCCCCCCCGCUGACAUCAGGUGUGGCAAAGAUUCAAGCUGCUGCCACAGUGACUGAGGCGACCAAUGGCAUCGCAGCGACCAAAGAGCAGCCGAGUGCUGAGGUGAAGACUUCGGUGAGGAGCAGUCGAUGGUACGACGUUGGCGUCGUUAAAGUUACAAACAUGGUGGUGUCUCACUUCUACAUCCCACAUGACGACAACAUGGCCGAAGACGACUCAGGUGUGGUACCUGACUACAGUCAGAUGAGGAAGGUGGAGCUGCAGCCAGGGACAGCCUAUAAGUUUCGUGUUGCUGGGAUCAAUAUCUGCGGCCGUGGAGCGUUCUCCGAGGUGUCUGCAUUUAAAACAUGUCUGCCGGGUUUCCCUGGAGCGCCAUGUGCCAUCAAGAUCAGCAAGAACCUGGACGGGGCUCAGCUCACCUGGGAGCCUCCGGCUGUCACGUGGGGCACGAUCACGGAGUACUCGGUGUACCUCGCCAUCCAGUCCAGCCAUGCCGCCUCAGCUGUUUCAGGCCCGGCACAGCUGGCCUUCAUGAGGGUGUACUGUGGUACCAGCCCGUCCUGCCUGGUCCAGGCCUCAAGCCUCGCCAACGCACACAUCGACUACACCACCAAGCCAGCCGUCAUCUUCCGCAUCGCUGCACGCAAUCAGAAGGGCUAUGGGCCGGCCACCCAGGUCAGGUGGUUACAAGAAAAUAAAGACACAAAAACAACAGUGAAGAGAGGAGGAACUACACAACCGAAACCCGUCGGACCAAAGAAAUUCAAAACGGACCAAUAGGAGGAGGCCACCACCUCCUGAGGACGUGAUUGGUUCUCCUUAUCUUAAGCACCAUUGGUGCAACUCUGGGAAACUAACAAAAUUAAAGACUUGUAAUAUAUGUGUACAUUAUCGGCCAAUCAAAACCUCUGCAGUGUCACUGAGACAGAGAGGGGCGGAGUCAACAGCAUUUCAUGGAAUGAUGGAAACAAUAAAGUUUGAAUUUGAGUCGUAGCUCUGUCUGUCGGACGUCUUUCUACAGGUCAGAGGUCAUGCUGUUGUCAGGGGGUGGAGUCUAAACCAGCGCUGUUGUAAAUGAUUUAGUUUUUUUUAUAUUCUUCUGUUGUUGAGGCGUUCGUGCUCCCGUUGGUCACUGGAUACGAUUCCAAAAUCAAGCCUGUUUGUGAAUAUUCUCUGGAACAAUAAAGAUUUUUAGAUAAUUUUUUAACAA